CCCACUCCCACUGACAAGAUGGCGGCUCACAAGGGGUGGCGGUUGGUGCGGCAGAGCUGCCGGCUGCUGCACACCGAGCUCUCCGCGGCCCCUCAGCCUCCGUCUCCGCUCUACCCGCCCGUGGUCGCCUCCCACACGGCCAAGAGCAAGUCGGCCAAGCGCCGCCGGCUGGAGUAUUUCUACCAGCAGGUGCAGGAGGCGCCCUCCAUCGCGGAGAAGCUGCGGCUCUACGGCCGGCUGCAGCGGCUCAAGUACGUGGUUUACCCGCAGACCUUCUCCCUGAACGCGGACCGCUGGUACCAGAGCUUCACCAAGACCGUCUUCGUGCCGGGGCUGCCCCCCGCGGGAGCGGAGCCGGCGGGCCCCGGGGUCCCGGAUCUGAGCGAGUUGCGUUCCCUGGCCUGCGACGCGCUCCUGCAGGAGCAUUUCUACCAGCGCAAGCGAGAGCGACCCUUCCUCUACCGAGAGCAGCAGCACGUCCCGGCCCCCUUCCUCACCCAGCUGGUCAUCUCCCUCACCGCCGCGCUGGGCAGCCGCAACCCGCUGCUCGCAACCUCCUGCUUAGAUUUAAAACCACAGGUUAACUUUUAUUGGGAACGUGGUGAGACUGUUGUUUGUCGAGGCUAUCGAACUGGUAGAAUCGACCCAGUGAGAUUUCAGAUAGAUGACAACCCACAAAUCCAGAUCCGCGUGCCAAGACAGCUUCCAGAGUUUGUACCAUUAGAGUAUUCAGUCCCUGGAGAAGUUCCUGUUAUUAAUCACAAACCAGACAAACUUCCACUGUUCAAAAGACAGUACGAUAACAAGAUAUUUAUAGGAUCAAAAGUGGCAGAUCCAUGCAGCUAUGGUCAUACGCAAUUUCAUUUGAUUCCUGAUAAACUGAAAAGGGAGCGAUUAUUAAAAGCAAACCUUGCUGAUCAAAUUGAAGUAACUUAUCGAGCUAAUGGUAUUGCAAGCCUCUUUGCUUGGACCGCAGCACAAGCUAUGUAUCAAGGAUUCUGGUGUGAGGCAGAUGUGACCCGUCCCUUUGUAUCGCAGGCUGUGAUCACUGAUGGAAAAUACUUUGCUUUCUUUUGUUAUCAGCUGAAUACCUUAGCACUAACUGUACAAGCUGAUCAAAAUAACCCUCGGAAGAAUAUCUGUUGGGGAACAGAAAGUAAGCCCUUAUAUGAAGCUGUGGAAGGCAAUAACGUAAAAGGUUUUAAUGAUGAAAUUCUGCUUCAGUUAGUUCAGUUUCUGCUAAACAGGCCAGAGCAAUUGUAAAUUAGGCUACCAAAGGCUCUGUUUAAAUGUCUGGGCUUCACAUCACAUUUCAUUUGACUUCUGAUGGAAUGGUUCUUCAUGCUUAUUCAAGGGGGGUGUGUAUGUGUGUGAGAGAGAGAGAGACUGUAAACAAGAAAAUGUAUUCUGUGAUUUCUUGUGGGGCUUAUUGUCACACACUCACCAAAAUAUGUGGUGCUGUACAUUGAAAAUAAACAUAUAGAAUAACUUAA
Gopherus evgoodei (Goodes thornscrub tortoise) is the source of this 1493-nucleotide messenger RNA. It is a transcript of the gene MRPS30, whose product is annotated as mitochondrial ribosomal protein S30. Lineage: Eukaryota; Metazoa; Chordata; Testudines; Testudinidae. Gene Ontology annotation, biological process: translation. The transcript has 5 exons. Gene Ontology annotation, molecular function: structural constituent of ribosome. Gene Ontology annotation, cellular component: mitochondrion; mitochondrial large ribosomal subunit; ribosome. The record is from RefSeq and is a predicted model, not a curated record. The coding region runs from base 19 to 1263 and encodes 414 amino acids.